This is a messenger RNA of Limulus polyphemus (Atlantic horseshoe crab), 3435 nucleotides long. RefSeq lists its product as uncharacterized. The transcript has 12 exons. Bases 265 to 3435 code for a protein of 1056 amino acids. The record is from RefSeq and is a predicted model, not a curated record. Gene Ontology annotation, biological process: germ-line stem cell division; transposable element silencing. NCBI's taxonomy places the organism in Eukaryota, Metazoa, Arthropoda, Merostomata, Xiphosura, Limulidae.
AAGCAGCAGAAUGUUAGUUUUAACGCAUGCAUAGCGGGAAGCUUGAGAAAAUUUGUAGUUCGAGUACGCGGGUGGAUACAGUACAAAACCGUGUCUUUCAAUCUGUAUAAUUUCUCUUAAUAAGAAAACAGUUUUUAACUUUAAUGUUCCAUUUUGAUGAAACAUUGGACUUUUAGAGGGAAUGUCUUAUACAUGUACUACAGAUGUUUUUGGGUAAUUCAUUGAGUAUUUCUUACUAUAUGAGAAAAAACUGCAGCUAACAGAAUGUCCUGUUCUUAUCCAGUAUGGGAAGGGAAAGUGGUUUUAACUAUGCAAAAGGUUGUCAAUCCUUCACAUUUUGUGGUAAGAGAAGCUCCCAGUAUUCACAUGUCUAAAAAUCUUAAGGAGUUCAUCAAAUUGGAGGAGCUAAUCAAUAGAAACCUGAAACACAUUCAUUCUAAUCCUCACUCGAGUGAUUUGCCUUUUUUGGGAUCUCUCGUUAUAGUUCAUUGUUCUCGUGAUAAACAAUGGUAUAGAGCAAGAAUAGAAGGAAUUGUAGACAGUACCAGAGGAGUAUGUGUCAGUGCAUACCUUGUUGAUUAUGGCUACACUAUCCUUGUAGAAAGACACUGGGUUCAGUACACUUCAGAAACUGUAUUUGAUAUCCCAUUUCAAGCUGUCAAUUGUUUUCUCCUUGGUUUGAAGCCGAAAAGCAUGACAUUGCUAGAUGGUGUAACAGUGACUCACGGUCCAAGCAAGAAAUGGGAUACUGCUGCCUUUGAAUUUGUACAGAAACUUGUAAACCAGUCUGGAAACACGUGGACUGAAGUUGCUCAUCAAGAUGAGGAGGGCAACAUCUAUGGUCAGCUUUUUUUUUCUAUUGGUGGUGAAACAGUUUGUCUAAAUGAGGAACUACUUAAUCAGAACUAUGCCUGGUAUUCAGAAGAAGAAGUUCAAAAAGUGAUGUCAAAGUCAAAAGAAGAGGUGAUACCACCAACAAGUGUGAACAUGGAGUCCUCUUUGUCUGUCAGUCACUCACACCUUCUUUUUGAAGCAAAUCAAAAAAAUAUUGCACAAAAAAAGAAGUAUGAGGCAAUGAAGCCUAGUGAAAGGAGAAAAUUUGAGGAAGAAGACGAAGCUGGUCUGAAUUCUCCGAAGUUAGGCCAAUCUAGAACUGAGCAACAGCCACAAUCUUAUGUAAACUAUCGGAACAAUAGAUCACCUAAUUCCAGGGCUUGUAUUGGUCGUGGCAUCUUUCGAACUCCACCCAAACAGAAUAUGUCUUCAUUUCAGGUUUCUCCUGAUGGAAAAAAAGAAGAGAUUUUCAAAAGUAAUGAAAAUAAAUAUGCUUCGCUCAUGUCAAGUGGGAGGACUCCAGAUUUAAAAGUAACAGGUAGAAGUUACAGAGAUCUUCCAGGCAUCGCCAGAAUGCCUCCAAAAGCUGAAGAGGCAAAUUUACGAGGUGGACUUAAGAUGCUUCUUCAGUCUGCAAAGAAUUCAGAGGAAUCCAGUCUUGAAAGUAGUGAAAAGAUUGCUACUAGAACAGGCUCUCAGAAGUCAUCCCUUAAUACAGAAAGUGAUGCUUUGACAUUGAAUAGUUUAAAUCACAGCAAGGGGUUAUCAGGAGACUCUUCUGUCAUUCAGAGUGGCGAGCAUUACAAAAUGAUAAAUGGUGUUCUUUCUUCUCAGAACAAUGUUAAUGUUAACCUGGUUAAGUGUGAUUAUUCUAGUCAGAAUUUUACUUCAGUAAAAGCAGCAAGUGAAAAAUCAGUCAGUGUCAAAAGUCUUUUGCUGAAUGUAAAAAAAAGACAAACGAGACAUUCUUUAAGUGGAUCGGAUAUUUCUGAUCAAGACUUUGAUGGUCUUAGUACAUCUGUUAUGAAUAAAACAGAUCUAUCAGAAACUAUAUCUUCUACUAGACUUCCUUCACCAGGAAUUUCUGACUGCAGACAAAAGAAAGAAAAAGAAAUUGUAUCUUCAAGCUUGCAGACAGCUGUGUCUUGUCCAACACAUUCAGAAGAAAAUACUGUCCAUGUUUCAGUACAUAAUACAGAGGAACAGUUUAGAUCUAGCCCAGAAGCAAAACUAACUUUAAAUUUACUUUGUAAGUUACGAACUGGCAAACUUGGAAAUCAAGUGGCAGCACAAACUAUUCAAUUACAUGAAUCUGUUGUAACUCAGUCCAGUUUAAAUUCUGUGACUGUUAAAAAAGAAACACAGAAGUUAAAAGAUUCUCAGCCACAUAAAGUUAAACUACAGUCUCUAAUGUUUGAUAAGAAAGAUGUAGCUCCCACCUGCAAUUCUGUCCAGUUGUCUAAACAGACAAACUCACUACUUCCGAGUGUAUCAUCAGUGUCAGAAAUUAGCGUGUCACACACACAAACACCUGAAACCUCUGAACAAGCAGUCAGUUCUGAUAUUAGCUAUGCCAGUCAAAGUUUGAAAUCACAUGGAAAAAGUGAUCUGCUUAAUCUCUUGAGUCUUAUAAAAAAGAAAACCUCUACCAACUGCUCAACAAAGUUUGUAACCACUGUCAAUAAUCAGUCUAGCCAGCAUCUGUUACAUUCCAAAGACACAACUACAACUGGAACAAAAUUUAGAGAUAAGUAUUUGGGCCAUAAAGAUAUUGAAAACUUUCAAAAGGAUUGUGGAAAUAACCUCGGAAAAGAACAGGUGCCGGUAUCAUUUAGUGCACUACAAAAUAAAAAAACAGAACACUUUCAAGAAACUGGGAACAGCAGUUUUAAAGAAAAAGUGGUUGUACCAUCUAAUAUGUUGGGAAGUACAGUAAAGGGACAUGUGCAGGAAAGUCAAAACAGCAAACUUGGAAAAGGACAGGUAAAGUUAGAUGAUGCUUCAGAAAAUACAAAAAUUAGACACUUUCAAGGAAGUCAAAAUAACAACCUUAGUAAAGAAGUAUCAAAUGAUAGAUUUGAAAAAAAAAUUACGAAAUGGCUUCAGAACAGCAAAUUUGUUCAGAAAGAGAUGACGUUAGAUGGUACUUUAGAAAGUAAAACAGAACACCAAGAAAUUCAGAACAAUAACUGUAGAAAAGAGGUGAGAGUGCCUCAUGACAGAUGUGAAAACAAGAUGACAGAAGUCCUACAGGUAAAUUAUGACAACAGCCUUAGAAAGGAGGAUAUAGCAAUAUUAAAUACUGCAUUAGAAAAUGAGAAAAAAUGUUUUCACAAAAGUCAGAACAGCAGUCUUGAAAAGGAAAAGUGUGCAGUACCAGCUGUUUUGUUAGAAAACAAGAUGAUAAAAUCCUUAGAUGAGAAUCAGACCAGUCAAAUUGAAAAAGAGUUGGAAACAGAAAACCUUCAGGAUAAUAAAGAUUUGGAACAUCUUCAAAAAUAUCUGUCCAAUUAUUUUGGAAAAGAAGAGAUAGAAUUACCAGAAUUUUUGGAAAAUGUCAGGUGUCUCUUGAACAAAAAAAUUUUCAAGUCUCAGAGUUGA